Messenger RNA from Saimiri boliviensis boliviensis (Bolivian squirrel monkey), 2663 nucleotides. The record is from RefSeq and is a predicted model, not a curated record. NCBI's taxonomy places the organism in Eukaryota, Metazoa, Chordata, Mammalia, Primates, Cebidae.
GGAGCGGGGGUCGAGGUGGGGGUGGGUGCGUCACCCUUGUUUUCCGGGCUGUCAGUCUCCCAGCGUCCCCCCUUUCCAGGUAGGGACGCCCCCUCCCACGCAGCGCGGUUCCGGCGGGUGGGAAGGAGGGGCUGGGCUCCCAGCGCCCGCCCCUCUAUCCAUCACAUGGCCGGAGAGUCACAAAAACAACAGCUUUGGCCAAGACCGUGACUUCAGGAAAGGGAACCCGGGGCUCUCGCAGCCAGCCCUCCUGCCCAUGGAGGACAGUUUCCUUGAAUCUUUUGGGAGGCUGAGCCUCCAGCAGCAGCAGCGGCAGCGGCAGCCGCCGCCCCGGCCGCCCCCGCGGGGGACACCUCCGCGCCGCCACAGCUUUAGGAAACACCUCUACCUCCUGCGAGGCCUCCCGGGCUCCGGGAAAACAACACUGGCCAGAUGCUCAGAAUGGAGCAGCAGACAAAGGAGACAAAAAUCCCUGCCUUCGUGGAACAUGAAUUCUAUAGAGAGAAGAAAUUUCUAAAGGAAAGAAGGCAAUUUUAGCAUCUGCUCUGCUCUGCUCUCUCAAAAAAUAAAAGGAGUUCACAGGUGUGCCACUGGAGGUAUAUAUCUCCAGGAAGAGUCCACAAACGCACAAGAGUGUUCUAGGUACUUGGGACUCAUCAGUGAACAAAACAAAGAUCGCCUUGUGGACCUUAUGAGCCAGAGACAAUUGCAGCAUGACUUUCCCAGGGCCCUGAUUUUCAGCACGGAUGAUUUUUUCUUCAGGGAAGAUGGUGCCUAUGAGUUCAAUCCUGACUUCCUGGAGGAAGCUCAUGAAUGGAACCAAAAAAGAGCAAGAAAAGCAAUGAGGAAUGGCAUAUCCCCAAUUAUUAUUGAUAAUACCAACCUCCACGCCUGGGAAAUGAAGCCUUAUGCAGUCAUGGCACUUGAAAAUAACUAUGAAGUUAUAUUCCGAGAACCUGACACUCGCUGGAAAUUCAACGUUCAAGAGUUAGCAAGAAGAAACAUUCAUGGUGUCUCAAGAGAAAAAAUACACCGAAUGAAAGAACGGUAUGAACAUGAUGUUACCUUUCACAGUGUGCUUCAUGCAGAAAAACCAAGCAGAAUGAACAGGAACCAGGACAGGAAUAAUGCAUUGCCUUCCAACAAUGCCAGAUACUGGAAUUCAUACACAGAGUUUCCAUACCGGAGGGCUCAUGGCGGAUUCACAAAUGACAGCUCCUAUAACAGAAGGGGUGGUUGUCACCACGGAGAUUAGAGGCCUAUCUUAUACCCAUUCAGAAUUUUCCCAAGUCAGUUUCUACUUCGGUUUUUAUUAUUUAUUCUUUGUGGCAUUUUAGUCAGAGUUCCAAUUCCAGUGUAAAUAGCUGAACUCAAAAGUUUCUGAGCAAAGUCAUUAUAUUAUCUUCACCAAAAUUUGUUAAAGUGCUUCUAUAUGCAUGGUCUGAUGCUGGGAAUUCUACAGGUUUGAUUAAACAGUCUCUUUCUCUAGGGAAAUAAUUUGAAACCAAAACUAGAGAACACACCCAAGAACAUAAUUAUUUACAUAGGUUCAUAGAUGAAAUAAAGUGUUUAUAUUAUAUAUAAGCUUCAGUACCAUUUUCUCUGAAGUGAUCUAUUUAUUUUUUUCAGGAAAUUCAUCUCCAUCAAGAAAGUUGGGAAGGUGGAGAGAAAUGGUUGUGGGGGCAGGGAGGGGGCAGGAAAAGUUUUAGUGCCAUUGCUACUUUGAUCAUCUAUGUAUCUAAAAAUGUGAGAUGUGCGACUCUCUGAUGACACUGAUUUUCCUUUAAUAUUAGUAUGCCAUAAAGUAUACAUCUAAGGAAACACUGUCCUUCAAAGUAGACACUUUGGGAAGUUAUUCCUGUAAUUAUGUAUCUUUGUUAAAAAUGCUGUCAAAAACAAAAAACAAAAAACAAAACAACAAAAAAAAAAAUGCUGUCAAAUCCUUAAGAGCUAUAGGAGCUAGAGGGAAAUCAGUGUCAUUACUUAAAGUCACACCUUGUGUUCUUACUACCACUUUAUUUAGCAGGAUUACACCUGAAUAACUUUUGGCUGUUGUGCUAAUAGUGUAAAUAAAAUAAGCCUGCCUUCAUAAAACACUUUUAAAAUGAAUAGCUAAAUAACUUCUAAAAUUAUGCCUAUUAACAUGUGUAAUUAGUUGGCAGCUCAAAUGUUUGGGAGUGCAAGAAAUUAAGCACCCCAGGAUAUAGGUCAUACAGGGAUAUAAAAGCCAUGCUCAUCACAAAAUGAGCAGUUGAUGUUUUAUGUGGCAUUAUUUAAGACAAUAAAGUCCUCAUAACUCUGGAAUGUCUUCUUAUACUGAUGUGGAAUUUAUGAAUCCAAAUUAAUUUUCAACAGGUUGGGGAAUGAGAUUUAAUGGGAGACCAUGAUAGACAAGACUGCAGAGGAUGUAUGCUCUAUUUCUUGUUAGCCAACAGCUUCUUUCUAAUGUUCUGUGAAAACUUCUAAGUGUCCUAUAUACUGGUGCUUUUAUGGUUAUUAAAAAUUGUAAAUGGUAUUCACAUUUAUAUGGAUGUCAUUGGAUUUUUUGGUUCAACAAUAAAAAAAUUUAAUUACCUAAAUGCCAAGAAACACCAAUAUACCAGUUUUUCUGUAUGAUAGGCUUAUUUGCUAGUCUUUCUUUUUGUUAAUAGGAAGCAUAAAGG